UUUAUUAGUCCUCUAAUAUAAUUUAAUCAUGUGAUUAAGUUCAACAAUCAUUCCUAAUUAAAAAAACACCAUCAAGAGAAUUUGGGAUUCAACAAAAAAGUAUAAAAAAUAAAAAGUAAAAAAACGCGAAAAGAAGACGGAGUCUCCACAAUUUCCCAAUUCCUCGAGGACCUCGCCCUAGUCGCACGUCCGAUUCCUCCGGCGGAUCGCCACCGUUGCCGGCCAGAAAAUCUGAUUGCCACUCCUUCGCCAGCGCUUGUCCCGUCCACUCUCCCUCGCCGCCGGCGAGCCAAGUCGAAGAAAGCAGAGCGAGAACAAGUGAAGACUCUUCGCUUCAUUUUCUUCAGUUGGCUGCUUCAAUCUCUCGGCGAAUCGAAUCGAGCACAGUUCUGGAAACAGUGGCAUCGCCUUUCGCUCCAUCGGUCUUAUGGAGAUAUCAUUGUUAAAAAUGAUAUUAAAUGGAAUAUCCUCGUUUUUGCAUUUAUCAAUUUCUGGAAACAAGAGCUCUGAACCUGUCUCAAAGUAUUACCACAAGGCAGAGGAGAUACUUAAGCUGUUGAAGCCAAUCAUUGAUGAGAUUGUUAAUUCUGAGUUAGCUUCUGAUGAAGUGCUUAAUAAGAUAUUGGAAGAAAUCGGUCUUGCUGUUAAUGAAUUAAAGGAGCAUGUCCAGAACUGGCACCUAUUGUCUAGCAAAGUAUACUUUGUUUUGCAAGUUGAACCCCUUAUAUCAAGAAUUCGCACUUCAGGGCUCAAUAUUUUCCAGCAGCUGAAGGUUUCUCAGCAUUCUCUCCCUGAUGAAUUGAGUUCUGAAGAUUUACAGCAAUGUUCACAUAAACUUAAGCUUUUGGGGCAUGAAGAAACCUCAUCAGUUAUUAAGGAAGCUAUUGCAGAACAACUGGAAUAUGCAGGACCCAGUCCAGAGGUCCUGACAAAAAUUGCUGAUAGGCUGGACCUCGUGUCUAAUCAGGAUGUUCUUAUUGAGGCUGUGGCCCUUGAAAGGUUGAAGGAAAAUGCUGAACAAUCUGAAAAGACUGAUGAGGUGGAAUACAUCGAUCAAAUGAUUGCUGUCAUAACACGUAUGCUUGAGCGUCUCGUUAUGCUUAAGCAAGCUCAGAGUAGCAGCCCAGUUCCUAUACCGGCUGAUUUUUGUUGUCCACUUUCUUUGGAGCUGAUGACUGAUCCUGUGAUUGUGGCAUCAGGGCAAACAUAUGAGCGAGCUUUCAUCAAGAACUGGAUUGAUCUUGGGCUAACUGUUUGUCCAAAGACACGUCAAACUCUGGCUCAUACCAACCUAAUACCUAAUUAUACUGUAAAAGCUCUAAUUGCAAAUUGGUGUGAAUCUAACAAUGUGCAACUAGUUGAUCCCACAAAAUCCCCAAAUUUAAAUCCACCAUCCGUCCUUCAUGGGUAUAUGGAAUCCGGUACGACCAGGGAGUCACCUGUUUUUGCUCACCCCAGGAGCAACCAGCCGUCCUCACCUGAGUCAGCACGUUCUCGUUCUUUUAGUUCACCAGGUAAUAACAUAACUUCUGUUGGCAUUCAGCUAGAGGAAACAACAUCACCUUUGCAUCCCCGUUCAACUUCAGAAGGUUCCUUAAGUGGUAUAAUUAAUGGACAAUACAUGGAUCUUGCAAGAAUAUCUCCCGCUGGUUUGGAUGACAGGUCUGCUAGCUCAGAUGAAAGUACUGUGGAUUCAGCUAGCCAACCAUCAAUGUCGCCAUCUAGAAGGGAAUCAUCCAGUGCCUUUAGCUCUGAACAAUCUCAAACCCAUAUUAGAGCUGUUUCUGACUCCAGUGCACUUUCUACUGCAAACUUUCCUCAAGAAACCCAAGAUGAUGAUAACAAUGCUCGGCUAUCAAUAAGUCCAGGCCACAGUAGAGAUGCUUCUGGUGAAUUAAAUGCAGGGCCAGAAACUGCUGGUACUACUGUCAUGCCAUCAACUCAUAGAGAAGCUGAGUCCCCAGCCCGAUUGUUAGAGACAAGGCGAAAUCAAGGCAUAUGGAGGCGGCCACCAGAAAGGCUUGUUCCUAGGAUAACAUCGCCUGCUAUUGAAACAAGAGCUGAUCUUUCAGGUAUUGAAGCCCAGGUCCGGAAUUUGGUUGAGGGCCUGAGGAGCUCUGAUCUUGAUACUCAGAAAGAGGCAACAGCAGAACUCCGCCUUCUUGCAAAGCACAAUAUGGAUAAUAGAAUUGCGAUUGCAAACUGUGGAGCCAUUAACUUGUUAGUUGAUUUACUUAGAUCAGCUGAUACAGCAAUCCAAGAAAAUGCUGUUACCGCACUUCUAAACUUAUCAAUCAAUGAUAACAACAAAACUGCAAUUGCAAAUGCUGGUGCAAUUGAACCUCUGAUUCACGUGCUUGAGACUGGGAGCCCAGAAGCCAAGGAGAAUUCUGCCGCCACUCUUUUCAGCUUAUCCGUGAUUGAGGAAAACAAGAUUUUCAUAGGGAGGUCUGGGGCAAUUAGACCACUGGUAGAUUUAUUGGGGAAUGGAACCCCUAGGGGAAAGAAAGAUGCUGCCACUGCUUUGUUUAAUUUGUCAAUAUUUCAUGAAAACAAGAAUAGGAUUGUGCAAGCUGGUGCUGUGAGGCACCUUGUGGAGUUAAUGGACCCAGCAGCUGGAAUGGUUGACAAGGCAGUUGCUGUCUUAGCAAAUCUUGCCACAAUUCAAGAAGGAAGAAACGCAAUUGGUGAAGAAGGUGGGAUUCCUGUGCUGGUUGAGGUUGUUGAGUUGGGUUCUGCGAGAGGAAAGGAGAAUGCAGCCGCAGCUCUUCUACAUCUUUGUUUACAUAGUAACAAAUUUUUAGGCAAGGUGCUUCAACAAGGAGCUGUCCCUCCUUUAGUAGCUUUAUCUCAGUCAGGCACCCCAAGAGCCAAAGAAAAGGCCCAGGCUCUCCUCAAUCAAUUUAGAAGUCAAAGACAUGGGAAUGCUGGGAGGGGCUGAUUUGAAUUCCCAACCUUGUGUGGUAUCCAAAGUGUUGCUGCUCAUGUUACAAUAUAAAUAAAAGAGUUCGAUCAAGAAUUUCUCCUGUCCCCCUUUUUGUAAGACACGGCUUCUCUUUUUCCAUUUCAAUGCAAGACAGUAGUGGUUCUACACAUUUAUUGAUUUUGGAAAUUGAAUUUUAAGGGAACUUAGUCCAGAAAAAUCUCCAUUCCGGAAAUUACUAAUACUGACAAUCAACACCAAGUACUCAGAUGAUACAAUAAUUAACAACAGCAGCCCUAAAAGAUUGAAAAGAA
Molecule: messenger RNA, 3237 nt
Organism: Vigna radiata var. radiata (mung bean)
Lineage: Eukaryota; Viridiplantae; Streptophyta; Magnoliopsida; Fabales; Fabaceae
Product: U-box domain-containing protein 4
Exons: 6
Coding region: 428-2941 (837 amino acids)
Biological process (GO): protein ubiquitination
Cellular component (GO): nucleus; cytoplasm
Molecular function (GO): ubiquitin-protein transferase activity; protein binding
Source: RefSeq, a predicted model, not a curated record